Ustilaginoidea virens is the source of this 621-nucleotide messenger RNA. RefSeq lists its product as uncharacterized. NCBI's taxonomy places the organism in Eukaryota, Fungi, Ascomycota, Sordariomycetes, Hypocreales, Clavicipitaceae. The transcript is spliced from 2 exons. The record is from RefSeq and is a predicted model, not a curated record. Bases 1 to 621 code for a protein of 206 amino acids.
AUGCCCUCCACCCGCAAGCAGACCAUCGCCAGCAUCCCGCUGCGCCAGCCCGACCGCUCCGCCCCCCCCGACCCGACCCUCCUCGGGCUCGCCCACCAGCGCAACCUGUUCGAGCAGGCCGCCGCGCGCCAGGCCCAGCUCGCGCGCGAGACGCACCCGCGCGGGACGCCCCGCCGCGCCGAGCGCAUCCUCGAGGCCUCCCUGUGGACCGCCUCCAUCGCCAUGCUCCACUUCACCUUUGACGUCUUGGUGCAGCACCAGUACGGCCGGGAAAUCCACUGGGCGGCCGUGUGGGCUCGCGCCGCCCGCGCCUGGUCAGUCUUCCUCUUCCUCUUCUACUUCCUGCACGCGCGCGAGCCGGCCGACGUCCUGGUGCCCGGCGUGGCAGCCCGCCACCAGCGCCGGCUGCGGCUCGCGCUCUUCUUCGCCGCCAGCGUCGCGGCCGGCUGCUACCUCAUCCACAUCUCCAACACGUACGGCUACCUGGCGACCAUGAAGCAGGCCCCGCCGCUGGGGUGCCUCUGGCUGUGGGCCGUCGUCGAGCUCGACCUCGCCUGGGGGUGUGCCAGCCUGCUCGUCGCCGCGCUGUUUCUGCACCUGGGGGGCUACAGGUUGAGGUGA